GUUUUAUGCACCAUCUAGUGGAGACCAGAUUUGCAGAUCUCGGACAAAUCGAGCUGGAGGGAGAUCCAAAAGCGUGGCGGAGGCAGUAUCGGCGAGACCUGCGGAAAUGGUCAAUGUACUACAAUGAGUACGAGCAGAAGCUCGCCUGCCUCUCAGAUGUCACUGCGCCUACGUGAUCUGUCUAGAGGACGCUUAACCCAUGUAAUGCCGUGCACACGGCCAUGGCCAUCCCCCCCCACGACCGCAUGGAGUGGACGGCCAAGGGACAGUUUGUGAAGGCGACCCCGCAUGAGUGGCUCUUCUCUGACGUCUCUAUCAAGCCCGCAGAUGGAGUCGGCCCACCGUGGUACGGCCGGGCCCUCGUGCUGUUCCACUACCUUGACGAUGCAGGUGUGGAGGGUCGUGCCGCCUACAUUCAGUACUACACCGAGCACCCGCGGCCAUGCCCGGACACCGGGUGCAAGCGCCUGAGCCCAACGACGGGCAUCGACAACUACGCUGUCAUUGACAUGGAUUGCAUCCUAAGCCUUGCCCAUGUAGUCCCAAGCUGCACAGAGCCUGAGUACCGGCUUGUUAACCGUUUUCUCUUCUGACUCGACAUGCACGUGUCCCCUGCCACCCUUUAUAAAUUACAUUCAUUACG
This is a messenger RNA of Closterium sp. NIES-67, 643 nucleotides long. The record is from the annotation of a GenBank genome assembly. Lineage: Eukaryota; Viridiplantae; Streptophyta; Zygnematophyceae; Desmidiales; Closteriaceae.